This is a messenger RNA of Ficedula albicollis (Collared flycatcher), 2812 nucleotides long. It is a transcript of the gene ANKRD2, whose product is annotated as ankyrin repeat domain 2. The transcript is spliced from 8 exons. The record is from RefSeq and is a predicted model, not a curated record. Gene Ontology annotation, biological process: regulation of transcription by RNA polymerase II. Lineage: Eukaryota; Metazoa; Chordata; Aves; Passeriformes; Muscicapidae. Bases 1245 to 2363 code for a protein of 372 amino acids. Gene Ontology annotation, cellular component: nucleus. Gene Ontology annotation, molecular function: RNA polymerase II-specific DNA-binding transcription factor binding.
CUCUUGUGCCACCCUGACCCUGUCCUGCCAGCCCCAACUGUUUGCCUGCCAGGACCCUUCCCCAGCAUUGUUCCAUUGUCAUCCCAGCUGUUCUCAGUGUGGGGCCACCACCUCCCUUUCCUGGUGCUUACCCUCUGGAGGUUUAAGCUUUUGUCUGCCCUUGAACUAGGUGGGACAGUCUGUGGAGGGGAACAGUUCCAAAACUACCUUCAUGACCACCAUGGCCUGCCCUGGUGAAAAUAGUGUCUUUCUAUUGUGGGAGGCUGUGGCACCCAUGGGACAGGCCACCCAAAGAUGGCCCUGGGAACUGCCCAGGAGGGUUACAGUGAUGUGUAGCUGUCCAUCCUUCCCCCAGUCCUGUGCUGGUGGAUGGUGCCCAGCGCAUUAACUGUCCCAGCACAAGGCAGUGUUGGCCUCAUCUUACGAGGGGGGAGUGCUCAGGAGGCUUGAACAAUGUUCCUGCUGCCGGGAAUAGCUGCCGGCUCUGCCUGUUGGCCCCACGUGAGGCCAGUCUCCUGCUGUCAGGCUGCCAUGUGCUGUGGGGGAGGCCAGGCAGCCUUGGGGACCCUGGCAGGGCUGUUCGGAAUGUUCCACACCUGAGGUCAUCCUCUAAAGCAGCACAGAGGGGCCAUGACUCCUGGCAUGCCAUGCUGCCUGCUGCUGGCUGAGAGGCUUGAGAGGACUCAUUGCCUCCCUUUGGGGUAGGCAGGCCCCCCAGGCCCCUGCCCUGCCCAAGGUGCCAGGGAGCCUCAGGCAAUGUUGGUGGCUGCAGCAGCAUCCGAUUGCACAGAGAUGGGAUGAUGGGAGCAUCUUGCUUGCCCGGGUGGGUGGCACAGACACAGGUGCCAUGCCUGUGGGAUGAUCCUGGAUCAUGUCCCUGCUCUGCUGAGCCUCUCUUGACUGGCUGUCACAGGUUCUGCACACCGCAGCUCCCCAUAACAAGCACAGGUGUCCUGGCCAACCCAGGGUGUGGGGGGGAUCUCUUUAAGAGGGUGUAGGGCUGGAGAGGUGAGUCAGGGCCGCCAGAAAGCAGGAGGGUGAGCUCAUGGCAAAGCUGCCCCAGUCAUGUGGAGCAGCCACAGCUGUUGGUGCCCUUGGGCUGUGGGACAGAGGGGCCAGCAGCAUAAAGCCCCACAGCCAGCAAAGCCGCCGGCAGCGCCAGGAGCCAGGACUGGGAACUCCCUGCCUGUGGUAGCAAGAAGAAGAGGACACAUUCUGCAUAGGACUGUGCAUUGCAGGCAGACAUGGAGCUGGAUGUGGAACGGGCCAAGGAGCUCAUUGAGCAGAAGCUGGCAGAGGAGGAGAAGGAGGAGAAACUCAAAGGGGAUGGUGCACGGGAGCCGCCGGCCGUGGAGCGAAUGAACACGCCUGAGCUGGAGGAGGAGAAACGCCGUGGCCCCAGGAACUGGGGUCUUGAGGCCAUCAAGGGCCAGGAGAAGGUGCGGAGGAGUUCAGUGGAUCUGAGGCGGGAGAUCAUCGACGUGGGGAGCAUCCAACGGCUCAUCGAGCUCCGCAAGCAGCGCCGGCAGCGCCGGGCAGAGCGGGCGGCCACUCCUGAGCCCACUCCACCUCCUGAGCCCCUGGAGAUCGAGGGUCCUGUGGAGCCAGAGACCUUCCUGCGAGCAGCUGUCCAGGGCAAGAUGCACGUCAUCGAGAAGUUUCUGGCAGACGGCGGCUCCCCCGACACAUGUGAUGAGUUCCACCGCACAGCCCUGCACCGCUCCUCGCUGGAGGGACAUGUGGAAAUCCUGCAGAAGCUGCUGGACAGUGGGGCCACUGUUGACUUCAGGGACCGGCUGGACUGCACUGCCGUGCACUGGGCCUGCCGAGGGGGGCACCUGGAUGCUGUCAAACUGCUGCAGGACCACGGGGCAGACCUCAAUGUGAAGGACAAGCUGCUCAGCACACCCCUUCACGUGGCCACCCGAACCGGACACCUUGACGUUGUGGAGCAUCUCAUCCACUGUGGGGUGGAUAUCAAUGCCCCAGACAGGGAAGGUGACACAGCUCUGCAUGAUGCCACACGGCUCAGUCGCUACAAGAUCAUCAAAACGCUGAUCUUGCAUGGGGCUGACAUGAUGGCCAAGAAUGAGGUGAGCGUGUGGGGCCAGCACCGAGGCCAUUUGCUGCCCCACGACGUUGUACCACCCUGUGCCCAGCCUCUCUCUGCCCACUCUUGCAGGCUGGCAAGACCCCGACUGACCUGGUGCAGCAGUGGCAGGUGGACACACGCCAGGCACUGGAGACCAAGGAACAGCCACAGGGGGAAAUGGAGGUCCCUGCAUGAUGGCACCAGGCAGGGACCAGGGGCUGGUCUCAGCUCCAAGGAGCUGAAUCCAGACAAGACUUUUCUGUGUCAAUAAAAGUUAGCAAAGAGCAGCAUUUGGCUCCAGGUGGCUUUGAGGUUGGGCAGCUUGCACCGGAGUUGAUGGGCCUGGGAAAGCUGUGUUAUCCCGGGAGCAGACUUAUCUGGCAGCAUGAUGAGCCCUGCCUCUUAUCACUAGGACUCAAGUAUUGGUGACUCCAAGCGGUUCAAGGGCAGGACUCCUCACUGCAGGACACCAAUUGCUCACAGUCCUUCAGAGUUCCACCUGGGCAAGCUCAGGGAGGAAAAAUACAUGGAGGACACUCAACCUGACUCCACGUUGUGCUGGAGACUGGGGCUGUGCCAGAGAGCAGCAGCUGUACCCAUGCUGGACAACCCUCUGUGGGGUUGGGUGGCUUCUUGUCCUUCUGCCUUUCCUGCUGCAGCCAUUCCUGGGGGACACGUGGUCCCUUUGCACACAUGCCGAGUGCAGUGCUCACUGCUCCC